UUGUUCUCGUCCCUCUUGCGCCCCCGUUCCUCUCCCCUCACGCUGGGGCGGGGGGCGGGCGGGGGGACCCCCCCCACUCCUGCCGUUACAUGGUGAGGUGGAGACGCCAGCACCCAGAGAAUGGUGAAUAACACUGAAGACCCUCAAGAGGCUUUAUAACGUCCCAUCUCCAUGUAAAGUAUGCUCAGAACUUUUCCAGUAGUCUGGAAAUAUGUUGGAUUUCAGUAUUAAAAUCACCACUUGAAAUUGUAAAGAUCUAGUUCCCAGCAGGAAAGAAGUCUGGAGCCUGCUGGAAACCAUGUCUCACUACACAGACGAGCCAAGAUUUACCAUAGAGCAGAUAGAUCUGCUCCAGAGGCUGAGACGCACGGGGAUGACCAGGCACGAAAUCCUGCACGCGCUUGAAACCUUGGAUCGUCUUGAUCAAGAGCAUAGUGACAAAUUUGGAAGAAGGUCCAGCUACGGAGGGGGUUCCUACAGCAACAGCACCAACAAUGUCCCAGCAUCUUCCUCGACAGCCACAGCUUCCACGCAGACCCAGCAUUCUGGGAUGUCCCCAUCACCCAGCAACAGUUACGACACCUCCCCACAGCCUUGCACUACGAAUCAGAACGGGAGGGAGAGUAACGAGAGGUUGUCUGCCUUCAAUGGGAAGAUGUCACCCACCCGCUACCCACUGGCAAACAGCUUGGCUCAGAGGUCGUACAGUUUUGAAGCUUCUGAAGAGGACUUGGACAUUGAUGACAAAGUGGAGGAGCUGAUGAGGAGGGACAGCAGUGUGAUAAAGGAGGAAAUCAAAGCCUUCCUGGCCAACCGGAGGAUUUCCCAAGCAGUCGUUGCACAGGUAACAGGGAUCAGUCAGAGCCGGAUCUCCCAUUGGCUGUUGCAGCAGGGCUCAGACCUGAGUGAACAAAAGAAAAGGGCAUUUUACAGAUGGUACCAACUUGAGAAGACAAAUCCUGGGGCCACGUUAAGCAUGAGACCCGCUCCUAUCCCAAUAGAAGAGCCAGAAUGGAGACAGACACCUCCCCCAGUCACAGCUACCUCUGGGACCUUCAGACUACGGAGAGGCAGUCGGUUCACAUGGAGAAAGGAGUGCCUGGCUGUUAUGGAAAGUUACUUCAAUGAGAAUCAAUAUCCAGACGAGGCAAAGAGAGAAGAAAUUGCCAAUGCCUGUAAUGCAGUUAUACAAAAGCCAGGAAAAAAGUUAUCGGAUUUGGAGCGAGUUACCUCCCUUAAAGUGUACAACUGGUUUGCCAACAGAAGAAAGGAAAUCAAGAGAAGAGCCAAUAUUGAAGCAGCAAUCCUGGAGAGCCAUGGAAUAGAUGUACAGAGUCCAGGAGGUCAUUCCAACAGUGACGACGUGGAUGGCAACGACUACUCCGAGCAGGACACUUGGCAAGUACGCAAUGGGGAGGAGGAGGGAAGAUGUUCAGAGGGAGGCAGAGAAGCAGAGAAGGUAGAAGAAGACAGGAGGAUCUGCUCCAAACAAGCAAGUUACACCAUUCAUACCACACGCAAUGAUGACAGCACUAGCCAUAGUGACCACCAAGACCCCAUCUCACUAGCCGUGGAAAUGGCAGCUGUAAACCACACCAUCUUGGCAUUGGCCAGGCAAGGAGCCAACGAGAUCAAGACAGAGGCUCUAGACGACGACUGAUACCAGAGGAAGGGGAGGGUCGAAGCGAGACGUAACUUAGUUUUAGACGUAGCACCUUAGCAGACUUUCCUCAGUCCUUAAUAUGUGUUCUUACAGUAUAACUUUGCAGUUUCUUGUACGUCAGUUAGCUGUUAGGGUCUUGUUCUGUGAAGAUGGCAUGGUGCCCUCAGCCUUUGCAUAUACUCUCUCAGUAUUAAUUCCCAAUCAAUAAUCAAUCAGCCAACCAACCUCCCUCUCCCAGCCCCAGUGGCUAGAAAAAUCUUGCUGCUCUGUCUUAGCAUUCGAAGUGCUUCCAGGUAUUUUAGACAGCCCUCAAUUACAAGUCGUAGGCUACACGUAAAAUCUUGGAUACCCUUAGAGAUUGUGUGAAACAAAACAAAAUAGUCUGUAUGCUUUUCCUUCUCUGAGACUGAAAGGAUGCAAGCUGAGGUAGUGGCACAGGGUCGAUGGACACCAGAUCGGGAGUAUCAACAGAGAGUAAAAAGAACACUAGAAACCCCACUUCAGCAUGGGAAUAAAUCAUUUCCAGCUGCAAUAAGCCGUGUGCCUCACUGGUCAUACAGUGACUUGAUAAAUACUUUUGGGUGCUGUGCUGAGAAUGUCCAUUGGAAACACAUUGACACAUUUGGGUUGAUGUUCACAUAUUCAACACAGACAUCCUCUACUCUCACAAGCUGCGUGGCUUAGUGGAUAAGUACUGCCUUCUGCCUCUGGGACCAUGAUUGAAGCCCAGCCUGGGAUCAUACAAAAAAAUGAGCUGAAUGUCUAAUGGACAAUAGUCCACUUCUCAAAACCACUAUUCAUUAUUUGGCAUGGCUGGCAGUGCGUGCUCAGAAGAGGUCUAGACUCUAUUGAUCUGUCAUUAACAAUCUCACCUUUUAUUCUUCCUCUCGCCUUUUUCUGUCCCUGCCCCACUCACCUCUCCACUUUGCCACUUCCAAAAGCAAUGUUUUCCAGGAAGGUAUUAAGGUCCUAAAAUGGGUGAGUGGAUUUUUACACAUCUGUGUAACUAAUGCCUACGUCCUUAUUAGCCUGAAAAGUUGUUGGAGAACUUUUGCAUCUGACCUUUGCUAGAUAACCAGAAAUGUUCUCCUAAAUAUGAACUGCUUUUUGUUUGUUUAAAGGCAGGAGGAACUCUUAACUGAGAAAUGGGGUGUGAAUGUUUUGUGUUCUCUUUACUCUGUCCUUGUUAAGAUGUGAGAAAGCUAUACUGCUACGAGCAAUUUAAUUAAUGAUUGGAAGCCAUACUGAUAAUGGAUGUGGUAAUAUUUGUAAAGCAAACCUACUUUAAGUAGCAGAAACUAAUGGAAUUGUUUUCCUUGACCAUAUGUAGCACUUUUGUUACUUUUUUCUUAAAGAUAUUUAUAUUUGAUAAGUCUUUUUUUUAUCAUUUGAGAAUUCAAAAUACCAAACAGCAGACUUGCAUUACAGAGUCACCCUGCGAUCACCUUGUCAUCUAGUAUCUAAAUGAUGAACUGUGUGUGCUUCUAAGAAAAUUACAUCUGCUGGCAUUGUGUGGAAAUGAUCUCCUGGCAUCCUGAUAAAAUGAUAUGUUGCUGCUGGUAAGAGGAAACCUUUCAAUGGGAACAGCAUGGGAAGUGUUAGAGACGGGCAGGACUGUGUCCCAUUUAAAAUAAAAAUUAAAAAAAAAACCAGAAAUUUUUGUAGAUUGAGAUGCAAAAAACAAAUUUUUGCAUAGUGUUUCCACAACAUUCCAUAUUUAUUCCUCUCCUUUAUGGGGGGGAUAGUUUAAAAAUGGGAAAACAGCUGAAUCUGAAGGAUGGGUUUCCCUUCUCUCCCCUCCGUUUCUAAAGGUGGAGGGAACAAAGGGGAGUUCCUGGUACUGGGCUUGUUCUCCUCCCUUCCUCUCACAUAACUAUCAGAUAGUAUUGUGGACUCCUCAAAUGUGGCUCCUCAGCAUGUUUUUAGCCAGCCUAAACCCUGUCAAGGCAUAGCCUAACUCCUUGUUAGGUCUGUUAAUCUUGUGGAAAUUGCUUAGGUAAGUGUGGAGGAGAUUUUUGUGCUUUCAGAGGGCACAGAGUUGGCACCUCUUUGUCUCUGGAACUUUGAAGAUAUAUAGGGAGGGCUUGGCCUCACCUUUCAUUUAUGGAUUUCAUUGGAGAAUUUAUGUGCUUUCCUUAGCUAUAGAUUGCUGAAGCAGAACAGAGCAGUCUUUUUUCCUGUUUUAUUGCAUUUCUUGAGUAGGCAAAUUCCUAAGUAGCAUCAGGGCAGACUCAGGAAAGGGAUUGGAUCAGUGACCAUUGCACCAUAGCAUUUUUUUUCUUAAUGUGUGGAUGAAUGUUUUGGUACCAAGGAGUGAAAGGCUGGGGAGAGCUUUUAUUUCUAUUUUUGCACAGUGGAAUGAUCAAGCAAACUAUAGCCUUAGUGGAAUUUUACCCACUUAUUCAUACUUCAGUCACACACCAAGCUGACAAGCAACAGCCACGAUUUAUAGUAAGGAGAUUUUAAUAAUCGAUGGCCUCUUUAUGUUGGUAUUGCCACCACCAUUUGUUCUGGCUGUUUCAUUUAAAAAAGGACAGACUCAAACUGUUGGACAGCUGCAAUUUUAAAAGAAAUAUUGCUUACUACACCAUCUUUUUUUUUUUUUUUUUUUUUUAAAUGUCACCGUUUCGAGCGUUGCCUUUUUUAAGCAAUAUGAGAAGAAUAAAAGUAGCAUUAGAACUUUUACAUCCUGAUUUUAGGUUCGUGUGAUGCAGAAUCAAAAGUAGCACCACUAAGAUUUUAUGUCUGUGCCAUCUGAUGUAGAAUAAGCUGGUCUUAAUUGUGGUUGUUUCUGUCAGGGAGCUGCUGCUCUCAUCCUGCAGCAAUAUCAUAUCUGAAGGUUAAACAGUUGAACCCUUUGUACACAACUGGAAAUUGGCAGAUCCUCCUUGUCUGGAAAUACCACUUUACAAGAGGAAAAAACAAAUGACUUACCUGGGGAAUCAGACACUUUAGUUCCAUGGUGUCAGUUUUUGGGUUGUCCCUGUCUGUUUGGCUUUUCUUUCACCAUGGAGGUACAAGGGAAGAGUAAGAGUUCAGCUGCUAGCAGGAUGCUCAUAGUGGUUCUGUUUCUUUUAUUCUGAGAGUUCAUCAUGAACAGUUUGCAUCUGGCUAAUAACUUUUUGGUUUGGCAUGGAUUAGCUGAAAUGGAACAGACAGUGGUGUGAUGAUACCAAGAGAGGGGCAGGUGAUGCAGAGUAAGUGAAAAUAUUGGUGCAGUGUCCUGGAAUUCAGUCUUUGUUGAAGGUUUUUUUUUUUUUUCCACAAUAUGGGAAUCAUCUUUGUCUUUCAGUUUCUGGAUUUUCUUGAAAAUUAAGCCUCAUGUUUUGUAGCACUGCAGUUCAGUUGCAAUUUGUUGUAGCCAGACUGGAAUAAACUGCAAUUUGUUCUCCUGUGGGUUCCCUUGAAGUGAAUCCAGUGGCAGGCUAGAUCUAUCUUUUUGUUCUGUGAAUAGAGAAGAGAUUAUUUAAGAUGCUUUUCUUCUGUGAUGGGCACAGAUGGCGUUUAACUUUGUGGAGUAAGUUCUGGCUGUUAUUUUGUUCCUCAGAAAGUCCUUAUACUUGAGUUGUUGUCUCUUACAGUCUUCUGAAAACAACAGUUUCUACCUCCACUUCUUUUUGUUGUUGUUGUUGUUGUUUUGGGGUUUUUUUCUUUGUUUUGGUGUUUGGUUUGGGUUUUUUUAAUUCCUCUACCUUUUUCCUGGAGUAGAAGAUCCCAGAUAUUUGCAAAAGCAUUCUGUUGAUAAAAGAGUCAACAUAGCAAUGAGUAGAUGUGUUGUCUGUUGAUUCCCUGGCAUUGCAGAGACAUCUUCUGAACACUGUAUGAACAUCUUUAUUGUCAUCCCAGUACCCACAUGUUGGAUGUGCACAAGUUGGUUGUCAGUCAGCUCUGCACCCUCACAGCAAGUAAGGAAUUUCACUAGGAGGUCAAGGAAAGCCAUAAAUCCCCUCUGUUCAUCACUUGUUGGGAUCACCUCUGGAAUUCUGUGUGCAGGAUUGAGCAGGGGUGAGUCCAUUGCAGGACUGCUGAGAUGAGAAGGUUUGGAGCACAUGGAUGAGAGAGGAGAGUUUUACUCUGAGAAUGUAAAUUUUGGUUUUCAGCUGCCUUAGUGGUUAAGUUUAGAGAAGAUAAAGGCUCCACUCAGUGGUGCACAGCAAAAAUGUGAAGGGCAGUAGCCUCAAGUGGCUUUAAAGAGAAUUCCAGAGGGUUAUAAUGAGAAAUAUUUUCAUACUCAGAGUGUUAGAACAGUGGCCCAGGAAAGCAGUGGAAACCCCAUCCCUGGGGAUAUUCAAAACUCAACUGGACAGGGCUGGAUUAGAGACCUCCAGAGGUUUCUUCUGACCUAAAUUAUUUUAUGAUUCUGUGCAAACCUGCUCAGGUUGAGACAUUUACUAGUUCUGAUCUCUACAUGUUGUCUUUUUUCAAGAAAUCCUCUUAAUUUAUAGUUGGGUUUGUUUUGUUUGUUGGGGUUUUUUUCCCUGUUCUGUUGUUCAUAAAAGUUCUCUUUCCUGUUCUACUAACAGGGGAGCUUUAUUUGCAGGGCCCAGCUCCAGGCUCCAAUCAAGCCAUAACUAAUAAAUUUCAUUAAUUAUUUGCUCUGUUUACACAGUUCUUCAGGGAUAUUUGAAUUACUCUGUUUGGUUUGUUGCCUAACAUUGGACUGGUAAGUUUUCCAUGUUUUUGUAGCAGUCCUGCUGUAGAUCAGGUUUUUGCCUUCAUUUGUGAGGAUUUCUCAGUGUUUUGCUGCUGUGAGUGCAGGCAAAAAAAAAAAUUCACCUAGCUGAACAUAGUAGUGGAAAAAAAUGUAGUUAGCUUAAGCCCAGUGGUGACUACUGUGAUAAACCAGGAAUUUCUGGUCCAGUAAAUCAUUAAAUUGGUGAUUAUCAGGAGCUGAAAGGGUGUAAGUGGGAAAGAGUCACAUUAGACAUUUGGAUCCUCCUGUUCUUUUAGUGUUUGCUGUUGACCACUGUUAGGGAAAAGAAUACUCUAGGUCUGAUUUGAAUGUUAUUUUGAAAAUAAAUUAUAAUAGUGUUUGCCAAUAUGGACUGGCCUGGGGUCAGGUAAGAGUCUCAAGUGUUGAGCUCUGCCUUGAAGGUGCAGAAGAACCUGGAGAUGAGUUCCCCAAGAUUUUGAGGUCUCCUGUGUGCUCUGAAGUUCUCCUUGACAAUGAGAUGCUGCUUGCAAAGGAAUAAAAUGAAAGG
Molecule: messenger RNA, 6864 nt
Organism: Calypte anna (Anna's hummingbird)
Lineage: Eukaryota; Metazoa; Chordata; Aves; Apodiformes; Trochilidae
Gene: HMBOX1
Product: homeobox containing 1
Exons: 12
Coding region: 299-1660 (453 amino acids)
Biological process (GO): positive regulation of DNA-templated transcription
Cellular component (GO): nucleus
Molecular function (GO): double-stranded telomeric DNA binding
Source: RefSeq, a predicted model, not a curated record